AAAUGAAAGGGAGAGAUACGAAGGAUGAUAGGAUGUACACAAGUGGUAGAAGUACAAAGCAAUAAAUAGUCGCUCAUGUACAACGGUUGGGCUAUUAAAUUGGCGCACUUUGAUUUGUCUUAGUCUUUUGCCCAAAAACACAGAGCCUACCUUACAAUCUAUUCAAAUUUUCCAAACUUGCGAGUUUUAACGAAACACAAACAUGAUGAAGAAUACCUUUUCCCUUCGCAAAUUCAUCCAUUCUUCCAGACACAUCUCUCUUCCAUUAAAGCUUUUGAAGCUUGAAAGUCAACAUUUCUACACCUCUCAGGCAGCUUCACCAGCUUACAGCCAAGUUUGUAGUGAUGACGAAUAUGCAGAUAUUGACUGGGACUCUAUUGGAUUUGGCCUCACACCCACUGAUUACAUGUAUGUGACGAAAACUAGUCAGCAGGAUGAUGGGUUUACUGAAGGACAACUUAAACAAUAUGGAAAUAUUGAAUUGAGCCCUUCUGCUGGGGUCUUGAAUUAUGGACAGGGCUUAUUUGAAGGAAUGAAGGCAAUUAGGAGAGAAGAUGGGCAAAUUGUCUUAUUUCGCCCUGAUGAAAACGCCCUCCGAAUGAAAGUAGGUGCUGAAAGAAUGUGCAUGCCUUCCCCUACGACCACUCAAUUCAUUGAUGCUGUGAAGCAAACUACUCUUGCAAACAAGCGCUGGAUACCUCCUCCUGGAAAGGGAUCCCUCUACAUGAGGCCUAUGCUCCUAGGAACUGGACCAAUCCUCGGGCUGGGUCCUGCUCCUGAAUACAUGUUUCUCGUCUAUGCUUCUCCAGUUCGCAACUAUUUCAAAGAAGGUAGUGCCCCAUUGAGUUUGUAUGUUGAACAAGAAUUUGAUCGUGCUUCUCGUGGUGGAACUGGUGGAAUAAAAACAAUCAGCAACUAUGGACCCGCUUUGAGACCACUAGUUAAGGCAAAAAGCAAAGGAUUCUCUGAUGUUCUAUACCUCGAUUCUGUGGAUGGGAAGUACGUUGAGGAAGUCUCCUCUUGUAACAUCUUUAUGGUAAAGGGAAACACAAUCUCAACUCCCCCCAUAAAAGGUACUAUACUCCCAGGUGUUACAAGAAAAAGCAUCAUUGAAAUAGCCCGCGAUCUUGGCUACAAUGUUGAGGAAAGGCCAGUCCCUGUCGAGGAAUUGCUUGAAGCUGAUGAAGUUUUCGGUACAGGAACCGCUGUGGGUGUUGCCCCUGUGGGCUGUAUAACACACAAUAGUCGAAGGGUAGAAUACAGGACAGGUGAUAAUUCGGUAUCGAAGAGAUUGUUGUCAACAUAUAUGGCAAUUCAAAAUGGUUUAUUGGAGGACAAGAAAGGUUGGAUAGUUGAACUUAGCUAGGGCUUUACAGUUUUAGAAAAUAUGUAUAAUUCGAUUGUUUUGAUUGCUCGGUUAAGUUGAUUCAUUUUAGAAGGAGUGUUUGCAAAUUGUAAAACAUGCAAAAUGAUGCAUGUCAUUAUGUAAGUGAACUAAUGAUUAGUGUACUUAAUUAAAUCAUGUUGACGACGAAAUGCAAUUUAUUCUCAUAAAAAUUUGCAAUAAACGAGUGUUCUAGUA
This is a messenger RNA of Chenopodium quinoa (quinoa), 1582 nucleotides long. RefSeq names its product branched-chain-amino-acid aminotransferase 2, chloroplastic-like. NCBI's taxonomy places the organism in Eukaryota, Viridiplantae, Streptophyta, Magnoliopsida, Caryophyllales, Amaranthaceae. The transcript has 10 exons. The record is from RefSeq and is a predicted model, not a curated record. Gene Ontology annotation, biological process: branched-chain amino acid metabolic process. Gene Ontology annotation, molecular function: branched-chain-amino-acid:2-oxoglutarate transaminase activity. Bases 203 to 1366 code for a protein of 387 amino acids.